AGAAGCAGAUCUGAUGUUCAAACUGUUGCUCGGACCCUGCGCAGCUGGAGCUCUCUGUGAAACUAAAACCACCUUCAUCCGUGUGAGCCCGGACAUCAGAAUGAAGCGAAGCCUCAAUUACAGCUCAUCAGACAGCGAGCUGGAUGACAACGUGGAGGUGGAGAAGGACAGUGGCGACGAAAAUGGUCAAGCUGACUCUCCAGGAUCGAUGUCACCCUCCACCACCACUACACAAGUUCAAGCAAGAAAAAGGCGCAGAGGGAUAAUAGAGAAAAGGAGACGUGACCGGAUCAAUAGUAGCCUGUCAGAACUGAGAAGACUGGUACCAAGUGCUUUUGAGAAGCAGGGAUCAGCUAAAUUGGAAAAGGCUGAAAUUCUGCAGAUGACAGUGGACCACCUGAAGAUGCUUCAUGCAUCUGGAGGAAAAGGUUACUUUGAGGCUCAUGCUCUUGCUAAGGAUUACCGCAGUUUGGGCUUCAGGGAGUGUCUGGCAGAGACGGCCCGUUACCUGAGCAUCAUUGAGGGCCGGGAGAGUACAGACUCCCUGCGGAUCCGCUUGGUGUCCCACCUCAGCAACUACGCCUCUCAGAGGGAGGUGCACACUGGACUGGAACACUUUGCUUGGGGCUCGGCGUAUGGAACAGCCCCAUCCCCUCUCCCCCACCAUCUUCUUCUCCAGCACCCUCAGGGCAGGACACCUGCGCCCAGAACAAACAGCAGUCCACCGUCCUCCUGCUCCUCUUCUUCUUCAUCCUCCUCAUCCGGUGAGGUUUCUGGAACAUCCAGACUCAGUAUGCUAUCCCCCACAGAGUCUCUCAGGGUGCCUCCUAAUGGCUCCUUACCCCUCAGUCUACCUGUGCCGACAUCUAAGUUGUCCCCACCUCUCGUCUCGUCUCUCUCCUCGCUUUCGGCCUUCCCCCUCUCCUUUGGGGCCUUUCCUCUCAUCUCCCCAACGGCCAUCGGUACAGUGAGUCCCACCUCCACCAUGUCAAAGCCUUACAGGCCGUGGGGCAUGGAGAUUGGGGCGUUCUGACGCUGAGCACUGGACUCAAGGCAACAGCUGAGCUGUGCCCACCAUCACCGACAAAUCCUGCUUCAACUGUUCAUAUUUCAAUAAACUAAAGGAAAAUGAAUCAAAAUAAUUUUAUUUUGCUUAGAAAUAAGUUUGAGAAGUUGCAGGUGGACAUAAUGCCCUUUUAGAAUUUUAUUUACUUAAAAGGUGAAUAUGUUUUUAUUCACUAUUUGGUGAAUAAAAAGCUUAAUUUAGAUAGUUUUUUCACCUCCAGGUUGAGGACUGAAGUAAAAAUAUGAGCCAUGAUAGAAUGAUUGUAGAGGAAAUGUACAGAUACAAUUAAAAAACUGUGUAAACUGGCGACCACCAAGGCUGGACAUAGGAGGAUAUGGGCCCCUGGGCUAGAGUUUUGGUGCCCACUCAAUUUUCUUUUACCUAUGCAAGUUAUAAGUAAAUAUCACAAAAGCUGUUUGCCCAAACCACUAAAUAAAAAGAAACUAACGUUUCUUUUGAACAAAUAAUAACUUUGUCAUCUACUGGUAACAAUGAGACAAAAACAUUAUAACUAUGACUUGGCUUUUUAACCAAGCCACUGAAAUACACCAAAAACAAAGGAAGGCUGGAAGAUGUGCUUAAGGUUUGCUGUUUUUGCACCUGAAGUGUUUGGGGUUAGCUAGAU
This is a messenger RNA of Xiphophorus couchianus (Monterrey platyfish), 1691 nucleotides long. RefSeq names its product hairy/enhancer-of-split related with YRPW motif protein 1-like. The record is from RefSeq and is a predicted model, not a curated record. Lineage: Eukaryota; Metazoa; Chordata; Actinopteri; Cyprinodontiformes; Poeciliidae. Gene Ontology annotation, molecular function: protein dimerization activity; DNA binding. The transcript is spliced from 5 exons. The coding region runs from base 14 to 1033 and encodes 339 amino acids. Gene Ontology annotation, biological process: regulation of DNA-templated transcription.